Molecule: messenger RNA, 2821 nt
Organism: Galeopterus variegatus (Sunda flying lemur)
Lineage: Eukaryota; Metazoa; Chordata; Mammalia; Dermoptera; Cynocephalidae
Product: zinc finger protein 665-like
Exons: 5
Biological process (GO): regulation of DNA-templated transcription
Source: RefSeq, a predicted model, not a curated record
UUUCCAAGAGCAACAAAAAAUGAAUAAAUCUUACGGGUUGGUGUCAUUUGAGGAUGUGGCUGUGGACUUCACCUGGGAAGAGUGGCAGGAACUGGAUGAUGCUCAGAGAACUUUGUACAUGGAUGUGAUGCUAGAGACCUAUAGCAACCUGGUGUUGUUGGGAUGCUACAUUACCAAACCCAAUGUGAUCUUCAAAUCAGAGCAAGAAGCAGAGGCAUGGAUGGUAGAAAACACCCCAAACCAGAACCUACAAGAUCUCCACAUAGUCAAUGACCAAAUUGAGAAAAGUCAAGAAAAUCACAGUAAAUACUUGUGGCAAGUUUUAAUCAUCGACAGCAAAACAUCAACUGAGGAGAGAGUUAAGUUGGAAAAAACAUUUAAUUUGAGCUCAAACUUUACUUCAAAUCUGAUUAUAAACAGUGAAAACUCUUCAGAAAUUAACAAUGAGAAGUUUAAUGUAUGUCAGUAUGCACUUCCUCCUAGAAAUCCUGAUAAGACACAUGUUAGAGAGACACCUGAUGAGCAAAAUAAAACUGGGAAAUCCCACACACAUUGUGAGCAUCUUAGUCAGAAUAACAAGAUUCAAGUUGUGCAGCACCCUUUUGAAUAUAGUAAACCAGGGAAACCCUUCAACACAGAGCCAAUAUUAUUGGCACAUAAGAAGCUUCAUUUGGGAGAAACUACCUGUAAAUAUAAUGAAUGUGGGAAAGCCUUUUGUAACUCAGCUCUCCUUGACCAAGAGAUAACUCAGGUAUCGAGGAAAACAUUUCAAUGUGAUGUACGUGGGAAAGUAUUCUAUACAAAGUCUGAACUCACUAAACAUCAGCAAAUUCACACAGCAGAAAAAUCCUACAAAUGUAAAGAAUGUGAUAAAACCUUCAUGAAGAAGUUAUCUCUUACAGUCCACAAAAGGGCACAUACAGGGGAGAAGCUUUAUACAUGUAAUGACUGUGGAAAAACUUUUCACCAGAACUCGCUCUUCAGAAGUCAUCAGAGAACUUACACAGUUGACAAACCAUAUGAAUGUAAUGAAUGUAGGAAAUCUUUUUCCCACAACUCACCCUAUGAAUGUAAUGAGUGCGGAAAAGCCUUUCCUCUGAAUUCAAUCCUUAGUAUACAUCAGAGAAUUCAUACAAGGGGGAAGCUGUAUGAAUGUAAUGAGUGUGGAAAAACCUUUCACGGGAAGUCAGACCUCAACAAGCAUCAGAGAACUCACACAGGGGAAAGGCCCUAUGAAUGUAAUAAGUGUGGAAAAACCUUUUACUAUAAGUCACACCUCAGCAGGCAUCAGAGAAUUCACACAGGUGAAAGGCCCUAUAAAUGCAAUGAGUGUGGAAAAACCUUUUACCAGAAGUCAAACCUUAACAUGCAUCAGGUAAUUCACACAAAGGAGAAGCCUUAUGAAUGUAAUGAGUGUGGAAAAGCCUUUCUCCUGAAGUCAAUCCUUAGUAUACAUAAGAGAAUUCAUACAGGGGAGAAGCCCUAUGAAUGUAAUGAGUGCGGAAAAGCCUUUCCUCUGAAUUCAAUCCUUAGUAUACAUCAGAGAACUCAUACAAGGGGGAAGCUGUAUGAAUGUAAUGAGUGUGGAAAAACCUUUCACGGGAAGUCAGACCUCAACAAGCAUCAGAGAACUCACACAGGGGAAAGGCCCUAUGAAUGUAAUAAGUGUGGAAAAACCUUUUACUAUAAGUCACACCUCAGCAGGCAUCAGAGAAUUCACACAGGUGAAAGGCCCUAUAAAUGCAAUGAGUGUGGAAAAACCUUUCACCAGAAGUCAAACCUUAGCAUGCAUCAGGUAAUUCACACAAAGGAGAAGCCUUAUGAAUGUAAUGAGUGUGGAAAAACCUUUCUCCUGAAGUCAAUCCUUAGUAUACAUCAGAGAAUUCAUACAGGGGAGAAGCCCUAUGAAUGUAAUGAGUGCGGAAAAACCUUUCACCAGAAGUCAAUCCUCAUUACACAUCAGAGAAUCCAUACAGGGGAGAAGCCCUAUGAAUGUAAUGAGUGUGGAAAAGCCUUUCACCAGAAGUCAAUCCUCAGUACACAUCAGAGAAUCCACACAGGUGAGAAACCAUAUGACUGUAAGGAACGUGGUAAAUCUUUCUUCUACAAAUCACACCUCAAUAGACAUAACAGAAUUCACACUGAAGAAAGUCCCUAUGAAUGUAAUGAGUGUGGAAUAACCUUUCACCAGAAAUCAGACAUCAGGAAGCAUCAGAGAAUUCACACAGGGGAAGAAAGGCCAUAUAAAUGUAGUGAGUGUGGAAAAACCUUUUACUAUAAGUCACACCUCAGCAGGCAUCAGAGAAUUCACACAGGUGAAAGGCCCUAUAAAUUCAAUGAGUGUGGAAAAACCUUUUACCAGAAGUCAAACCUUAGCAUGCAUCAGGCAAUUCACACAAAGGAGAAGCCCUAUGAAUGAAAUGAGUGUGGAAAAACCUUUCUCCUGAAGUCAGUCCUUAGUAGACAUCAGAGAAUCCAUACAGGGGAGAAGCCCUAUGAAUGUAAUGAGUGUGGAAAAGCCUUUCACCAGAAGUCAAUCCUCAGUGCACAUCAGAGAAUCCACACAUGUGAGAAACCAUAUGACUGUAAGGAAUUAAGUAAAUCUUUCUUCUACAAAUCACACCUCAAUAGACAUAACAGAAUUCACACUGAAGAAAGUCCCUAUGAAUGUAACGAGUGUGGGAAUACCUUUCCCUGUAAGUCAAACCUCCAUGCACAUCAGAGAACUCACACACGUGAGAAAUCGUAUGAAUGUAAGGAAUGUAGAAAAUCUUUCUUCCAUAAAUCACACCUCAAUAGAAAUAAGAAAAUUCACAGAUAA